AUUGAUCUCAGACGGAAGUCUGCUAUUCAGGGGGUCACAGGACUUGAUCAUUCUUUGUUCAAUACCUAGGCCGACUGUUUCAAGGUGUAGGGUGCAAUGAUCAGCAGAAUUUAUUUACUGCAUGUGUAGACAUUAAACUACACCAAAGGCAAAGUUAUGAAUGAACAUCGGAAGUGCACGGUCGACGAUUCGGUGUUUACAGGUGCGUUUAUACGUUGUGUGUAAAAAAGAAAAACAACGUGUGUUUAUAUUUGUGUGUGUAAAAUCGAUGACACACCGGUUUUAUAAAGCAGCUGUCUGUGAAAUCAUACUGCCCAUGUGAGAGAGGAAGGGGACUUUGAACGCGUACCAAGUAUUACAGUCGAACGGAUAUCCCUAGUUACAACAGGGAAAAAAUUCUCAUCAUUAAUGAUCACAAAAAUACAAUCAAUUUCUGAGACUGAAUCAUAAAUGGCUGCGUGGAACUGUUACAUCGACGACAGAUGGAUUCGGGCCCUUGCCUUAUAGUUACUCUCAUUCUGGCGACAUGCCUGGGAGGAUGUGAAACCGCAUGCUCGAUCCUAUGCGAAGACUGUGAUUCGUCUACCGGUGUUUGUCGCACGUGUAUAGGGGGUUGGUAUGGCGACCAAUGUAACGAAGAAUGCAACAGACAUUGCCUCUUACACACCAUUGCUGGAACCGCCGCCAAAUACUGCGACAAGCAGACUGGUAGGUGUUAUUUUUGCGAGGCCGGAACAUAUGGAGAAACUUGCAACCUGGAUUGCGGCAGAGGGUGUGUAUACGGUAACAAGGAGGGACAAUUUGGAAAACAUUGUAACCGAGUGACGGGCGUGUGUUUGUCAGGAUGUGAUGUAGGAAGAGGAUAUUACGGCGAUAAGUGCGAUAAGCAGUGUAGCAUCGGAUGUGAGGAAAACUUUAUCAAAAAAGUCCGACCUUGUGACCCAAACAAUGGCAAAUGUUCACUUGGGUGUGAACCGGGAUGGAUAGGCGAAACCUGCGAAGAAGAAUGCGGAAAUAACUGCGUAUCUAGCUAUGAUUCCUAUUAUCGAAAACACAUUCGGCAUUGCAAUAAUAUCACAGGAACUUGCGAAAAUGGAUGCACGCCAGGUUGGUAUGGAAGUAAUUGCAAUUGUGACAGCAAAGAUUAUAUGUGUGAUGAAACCGGAUGUAACAGCGAAAGUAAGAAAUGUAACAAUUGUAAAAAAGGUUUCUAUGGCGAACAAUGCCUUACCAAAUGCCCAACCAACUGCAACAGUAACGUGGGGUGUGCGAGGCAAACCGGAAAAUGUAUUCGCUGUGCGGAUGGUUGGUUUGGAGAAAAAUGUUCCUGCAAAGGAUACUGUUUGACCUCUGGAAGUGCGGACGACGAUGGAUGUGACGUAAAUGGCCUCUGUAUAAGUUGUAAAGAUGGAUUUUACGGUUCGUUGUGUACCUUAAACUGUUCCAUGAAUUGUGUUGGGGGAGUGUGCGAUAGAUUAAGUGGGUUCUGUGUAAGCUGCAGAUCUGGAUAUUUCGGACAACACUGCGAUAGAAAAUGUGCAGAAGGGUGUGAUGCUGGGCGUUGCAACAAAGUCAGUGGUGUUUGUCAUGCGUGUUUAUCAAGUUAUUAUGGUUCUUUUUGUGAAAAUAGAUGUCCUAAAAACUGUUUGUUUCAAAACUGUUCAAAAGAAACGGGAACCUGUUUCACCUGCACAGAUGGCUGGACAGGAGACCGCUGUCAAUGCAAAGGCAAGUGUUUGGAAAAGAACCAAUGUAAUACCAAUGGAAUAUGUGUUAAAUGUGCCCAUGGACAAUACGGCGACGAUUGUAAUAUUGAAUGUCCAAAGAACUGUGACGGUGGUUGCAAUAGAACCACAGGACACUGCUAUAGAUGCCAGCCAGACUGGUAUGGAAAGCAAUGCCAUUGUACAGGAAUGUGCGGAGAUGGUGGCUGUGAAGCUUCAACGGGUCUUUGUCAUGAAUGUGAGAAUGGUUACCACGGUGAUGACUGUACUAGCAGGUGUCCACAGAACUGUGAUGGUUCUGGAUGUAAUCGGUAUGACAAUACCUGCAAGAGAUGUAGUCCAGGGUGGUACGUGGAGGAGAGACAGUGCGUCUGCAGUGGUCACUGCAGUGAUCAUGGUUGCGAUCUGAAAUCUGGUAUUUGCACCAAGUGUGAUCAGGGGUGGUUUGGCUCAAAGUGUACCGAUCCUUGUCCAAACAACUGUCUGAACAGUAUUUGCAACAGAGAAACAGGGACUUGUAUAGACUGUGGAGUUGGUUUUUAUGGAAAUACGUGUGAUAAAAGAUGCUCAAAGAAUUGCAAAGAUUCAGCAUGCAACAUCAAAACAGGAGAUUGCUUGGAGUGUAUUCCAGAACGAUCUGGAAAGAAUUGCUCGUGUACUGGUUACUGCUACGAGGGCAAUUGUUCAAACAAUGGGAGCUGUAUUGAUUGUAAAAUUGGAUAUCAUGGGGAAGAUUGUUCGUCACAUUGCCCCCAAAGUUGCUCGGGAUCAUGCAAAAGAGAUACUGGGACAUGUGAAUCCUGUCCAGAAGGUUUAUAUGGAUAUUAUUGUAAGAGAAGAUGUUCAAAGUACUGCGAUGGUGAUAUUUGUGAUAGAAUAACUGGAACAUGUUCAAAAUGUGUAGCAGGAAGAUACGGAGAUCAAUGUUUAUGUACUGGGAUGUGUGGGGCAACAGAGUGUGACUACAAUACCGGAACUUGUAAGGAAUGUGCGAGUGGAUAUUUUGGAGGGAAAUGUACUCAAAAAUGCUCUGCCAAUUGUAAUUAUCUAGGGUGCAACCGUUCAACUGGAGAUUGUGUUCAGUGUAAGAAGGGCUGGUUUGGAUCGAAAUGUUCUUGCACGGGGCAGUGUGGAAAAAGUGGUUGUGAUAAGGUAGGAAGGUGUAACGAGUGUGAAGCCAAUUUGUACGGAGAGCGAUGUGACAAAAGGUGCCCCCAAAAUUGUGCUGAGGUUUCCUGCAACAGACAAACUGGUCACUGCACUUCUUGUAAACCUAGCUGGUCAGGUUCCACCUGUGAGUGCAUUGGGCACUGCAACUCUGAUAUAUGCAAAUCAGAUAAAACAUGUGAAACAUGCAAGCCAGGGUGGUUUGGUAGUGACUGCAGAUCUCCUUGCCCGGAGAAUUGUAAUUCCAAAGGGUGUAUGCGGGAUUCCGGAUUAUGCACUGAAUGCCAAAAUGGUUUCUAUGGAGGUAGAUGUAUGUGUACUGGUCUCUGUGGGGAUAAUGGUUGCGACAACAAAGGUCGUUGUAUUGCCUGUGCUGAUGGGUAUUUUGGAGACCAUUGUAUAGAGGUUUGUCCAGAUCAUUGUGAAAAAUCUGUCUGUACUCGAAAUGGGUUAUGCAAUGCCUGUGAACUUGGAUGGCAUGGGGAGAAAUGUGAAUGUUAUGGAUAUUGUAUGAACGGUCUAUGUGACAUAAAUAGCAUUUGCAAUAGUUGUAUGGUUGGGUGGCACGGAUCAUAUUGCAAUACAAGUUGCCCAGAACAUUGCGAAAACGGCUGCGAUCGCACGUCUGGAAAAUGUUUAAAAUGCAAGUCUAUGUGGUUUGGUGAAACUUGCUCAUGUUCUGGACAUUGCUCAAAAGCUGGAUGUGAUGUUGAUGGAACUUGUUUUACUUGUAAACCCGGAUAUUAUGGUACUAAAUGUUUACAGAAAUGUCCACUGAAUUGUCAUAGCUCGGGGUGUAACCGAACUACUGGAUUCUGCCACAAAUGCCAAGAAGGGUUUUUUGGAAAUGAAUGUACAUGCACAGGACAAUGUAGUUCGGGAGGCUGUAACACUACCGGAAUUUGUUACGCCUGUGGUACUGGUUUUUCUGGUGCAAACUGUUUGGAACAUUGUCCUCAAAAUUGCAAAGAUAGUUUUUGUUUAAGAAAUGCCUCAUGUAUAUCUUGUAAAAAGGACUGGUAUGGUAAUACGUGUCAGUGCAAAGGUAAUUGCUAUGAAAGUAAAUGCAAUGAUUCAGGUAUUUGUGACGACUGCGCCAUCGGUUGGUAUGGCACUUUAUGUAAAGAUAAAUGUCCCCAAAAUUGUGCAAAUGGAUGUGAUCGUAAGAGUGGAAAAUGUUUAAAAUGCAAGUCUAUGUGGUUUGGUGAAACUUGCUCAUGUUCUGGACAUUGCUCAGAAGCUGGAUGUGAUGUUGAUGGAACUUGUUUUACUUGUAAACCCGGAUAUUAUGGUACUAAAUGUUUACAGAAAUGUCCACUGAAUUGUCAUAGCUCGGGGUGUAACCGAACUACUGGAUUCUGCCACAAAUGCCAAGAAGGAUUUUUUGGAAAUGAAUGUACAUGCACAGGACAAUGUAGUUCGGGAGGCUGUAACACUACCGGAAUUUGUUACGCCUGUGGUACUGGUUUUUCUGGUGCAAACUGUUUGGAACAUUGUCCUCAAAAUUGCAAAGAUAGUUUUUGUUUAAGAAAUGCCUCAUGUAUAUCUUGUAAAAAGGACUGGUAUGGUAAUACGUGUCAGUGCAAAGGUAAUUGCUAUGAAAGUAAAUGCAAUGAUUCAGGUAUUUGUGACGACUGCGCCAUCGGUUGGUAUGGCACUUUAUGUAAAGAUAAAUGUCCCCAAAAUUGUGCAAAUGGAUGUGAUCGUAAGAGUGGAAAAUGUAUAGCCUGCAAGGAAGGCUGGUUUGGUGUCACGUGUGCCUGUACUGGAUAUUGCGAUGAAAAUAAUUGCUCGGAAGAUGGUACUUGUCGAAAUUGUUUACGUGGAUAUUAUGGCAAGAAGUGCUUGGAUGGCUGUCCAAAAAAUUGCGAUAAUAUGAAAUGUGAAAGAAACAAAGGAAGCUGCUUACAAUGCACGAAAGGUUGGUUUGGAGAGAAAUGUGAUUGUAAUGGUCCAUGUGGUGAACUCGGAUGCGACGAUUCUAGUAGGUGUAUCGAGUGUGCCAAAGGCUAUUAUAAAGACUUGUGUGACUUUAGAUGUCCCAAGUUUUGUGAAAUUUGUCACAGACACAAUGGUGGCUGCCAAAUUUGUGUUCCAGGAAAGUACGGAGAAAAUUGCUCGGAAUCCUGUCUUCAAAACUGCAAAGACUCCAUCUGUAACAAGACAACUGGACUCUGUGUGGAUUGCAUUCCGGGGAAGUUUGGAGAAUUGUGUGACAAAAACUGUAGUUUAAAUUGUCAUGAUGCUUUUUCCUGUCGUAGGAAUGGACACUGUCACAAUGGAUGCAAAGUAGGGUAUCGGCCACCGAUUUGUAGCUCAGCUCUUACUCAGAGAAGUAUGCAGAUGAUGAUCAUAGUAACCAUGUCCGUAAUUGGAUUCAUCACACUUCUCGUUAUCUGUGUCAUCUGCUCUUGCUAUGUAAGGCGAAAGGGAAAACACAGCGAGGACGUCAUUAUUAAAAUGUCCAGAACAAAUGCCCCGUUGUCAACAAACCCACUCCUUGGAAACAAAGCAGCAGUUACCAGGAAACCAGACCAGAUGUUUUCUAACGGUUUAUACAAUGUAACGCAACCACUCAACGUAACAGAUCGUUAUCUAUUAGAGGACUAAUUAUAUUGACAUCUAAACAAAUCCAUAUGGAGAAAUCCUACUAUUGACCUGAAUAGCUGCAUUGAAUGGUACUCACAACUUGAUAAUACUCCAAGCCUAAACAUCCUGAGGGAUCUUCAUUAUUGUAGUGUGUUCUAACUGACUAAGAUCUCAUAUUGAGGAGUCACGUACAGCUUUAUAACGAUACUUGUGUUCACCACAAUGUGCCAUCAUCAUGGUGAUUCUAACGAUGCCGAAGUACUUAUACUGUUCAUUCUUUACUUCCCCACUUGAUUCAUUGUAUUAUAAUCGUCAUCUCGUCAUGUGAUCUCAAUACUGUAAUUUAUUCAUUAGUAACUCCUCGUCAGCUUUCGAAAGCAUGGAAGGGAAAUGAUCUGUGUGAAACUUUCGUAAAUGUUUGAAAGACUGAGCUUCAAUGUGAACUUGAUAUUAACGUUUUAAGAUUAUUCAUGAACAUAUUUUGUAUACUCUUGUAGUGAAGUAUUAUAUACUUUAUUUGGUACUUACUUUACUGUAGUAUGAUACGAUACUUAUAAUUGCUAGUCAUGUACUUUAAAAGUCAUUACUAUGUGCAUAUGUAUGUAAUUGUGGUGUAUGAUCCAGUAUUUUCUUGUGCUUUCGAGUUUUUUUUAGUCUUUCUUGUCAACCAUGUAUGAUAUGAACUGAACAAUAUAUACAUUUUUAUUUUAUUUUAUGUAAUGAUUAUUAUGAGUGCUUAACUUAUUGCCUUCUACAAUUUAAUACCUUAAUUAGACUUCAAUAAAGAAGAGAGUGCCUCGAUGAAACGCAA
Messenger RNA from Ostrea edulis (European flat oyster), 6291 nucleotides. Its product is annotated as multiple epidermal growth factor-like domains protein 6. Lineage: Eukaryota; Metazoa; Mollusca; Bivalvia; Ostreida; Ostreidae. The record is from RefSeq and is a predicted model, not a curated record. The transcript has 5 exons. Bases 483 to 5501 code for a protein of 1672 amino acids. Gene Ontology annotation, molecular function: scavenger receptor activity.